Molecule: messenger RNA, 953 nt
Organism: Hyla sarda
Lineage: Eukaryota; Metazoa; Chordata; Amphibia; Anura; Hylidae
Gene: TMEM174
Product: transmembrane protein 174
Exons: 3
Coding region: 9-740 (243 amino acids)
Source: RefSeq, a predicted model, not a curated record
UUUUCAUAAUGGAGCAGAACAACCAUCCGGUGGAUGAUUUCUCCCUCGAUGGAUUUUCACUUCCACCAUAUGCAAACAGCCAACCUGAUGUGCCGGUCUCUGAAGGAGAUAAAGCUGGGGCAACGCUAUUGUUUUCUGGAUUUUUUAUGGGACUGGUUGGAAUCACUCUUACUAUUAUUGCGUGGCUUAAACGGGAUUUCAGUCAAGAGUUAGGGUGGGCUCAGAUGAUGGGACCUAUUCUGAUCUCAGUCGGUGUGACCUUUAUAUUGAUUUCUGUAUGUAGAUAUAAGGUAAACUCUUGUAGGAAACGUACUAAUACAACGGUUGACACAGAACAAUCCCCGGCUGGACAGUCCUUUGUCUUUACCGGGAUUAAUCAGCCAAUAACAUUCCAUGGUGCUACAGUGUUACAGUAUAUUCCUCCUCCCUAUACGGUUGAUGAUGUUAUGGCAAGAGAUCCAAGCACUUUAACUCCUGUCUACAGUAAUACUAGUUCUGGGAUGGUCAAUGGGGUAUCCCCUCCGAUAUUCCCCCCUCAGUAUUAUAGUAUUUACCCCCAAGAAAAUCCAGCAUUUAUAGAAGAUGAAGAAUCUUCACAACCUCCAGAUCAUGAGAGAUCUCCUGUUUCAAGUCAGCAUUAUGAAAAUCAUGUACAAAGGCCAAGUGAGGCUCCACCAUUAUACGAUGACUUGUAUCCUCAUCUGAAAAUUGAUGUCCAGGCUGCAAGUCAUAAUUCAUAACUCAGAAGAUCGCAGCUCAGGAAUGCAAAUUUGCACAUGGAAUGAAAUAACCUGAAGUGAGAAUAACAUAAGUGUCUAUUCAACAUGACCUGGGACCCUUAGACAUGAUGUCAUUUCCAGUGGACAGUCCAGCUUUUAUUUAUUCAAGCGCACUAAAAGAAGCAAAAACCAAUGUUCCAUGUUAAUAGGAGACAGUUAUCCUUUUAGGCUGUG